UUUUUUUGGUCACACCUUUUAAAUUAAAAUUAUUUGAGUUUUUUUUUUUUUUUUAGUAUUCUCAGCUUAUGGUAAUAAAAUGGCAGCAGUAGAACAACAGCAACAACUAACAGCGUCUCCUUUUACUCCACCCUCUUCGCCCUUAUCACCACCGCCUUCUUCACCUGCAACAGUUAGGUCUCCUUCGCCUUCUGUAUUUGAUGUAUUUCCUUUUGUUUGUGAGGAUCCUCCAAUCAGAGCUUUAAGUGGAUCGCAAUAUUAUCUUAUUCAUGAAGCUUAUCAUAGCUCGCCACUCCCAAAUGAUAUUUUAUUUCCGUGGUUACAUGGUGUAGACGGAUCGAACUCUGCUCAAAAUAGUUUUUUCGGAAUCCAAGAGAGUCCUGUUCCUUUGCAUCGUGGCGUGACUGUAGUCCAAGCUGAAGAACAGACAUCAAAAUCUUUAUUAGUUGGCUCUGUUUAUCCAUCCGAUAUUUUCAAUCCUCCUAUUCCAAACGGUGAUGAUCGUCAACGCAGAAGUUUUUUAAAAAUGAACGAUGGCGAAGGAAUUAAUUUACGGAAUUUUAAAAUCCAAGUGUCUAAAUACGUUACGCUGUCAGAUAUUGUUGUUUAUGGUGAAAAUGGUUUGAAUGAUACCGUACUGGAAAUUGCUAAACAAGCUGCAUGGGCCCAACAAGCAUUACGCGAAGAAAAUCCAAAUGGAAUAGAUUAUGAAGUUUUUGUCAUAUUGGAUCCAUUUUCUUUUUUCGAAAAAGAAUUUCCAGAACUUGUUGCAAUAGAUACACAAGGUAUCGUACGUAAUAAAGUUAAUUUUCUGGAGCAAGAAAGAGAAGAAAUGCGAAUAUUAACUGCUGCAUCAGAAAUUUCACAUAAUGUUUGGCUAGGGAAUACUCAAGAUGUUCCAGUAUCAAGUGAUAUGGACCCAGCAGAUUCUGCAAUAUCGUUGAUAGAUGAUAAUCCGCAUCAAUUUAGUAUUUGUAUAGAAUCACAUGAUCUCGCAGAUAUGUUAGAUAAAUCAGCAUUAAAAGUUUUUUCGGAUCAACUUGCAAAUGUACCGACUUGUAGACCAACACCGAUGGAUGAUAUUAUUCAUAUUGAUUGUAUAUCAUCAGGAGUAGGAUGCAAUAAUACAGCAGCAUUUGAUUCGAUAGUAACAAAAUUAAUAGAUUUGUGUGAAUUUAUUUCACUACAAACAAACAAAUUUGAUCGUAAAGUAUUAAUUCAUUGUGCUGACGGAUAUACGGAAACUUCUUUAUUCACUUUAACUUAUUUAAUGUAUAAUGAGAAUCUUAGAUUACCACAAGCAUAUCUUAGAUUUCAGAAGACAAGAAGUUUUUUUGUAUACCCAAAUGAUGUAACAACGUUAUUAACAAUUGAGAAGCGUAUAUGGGAAAGAAAAAAAAUAGAGCAACAAAAGUUAUCAUCACCGUCAUCACCGUCAUCACCGUCAUCACCAUCUACUUCGUCUUCUUCAUCAUCUUCACCGUCAUCAUCUUCGCAAUCUUCAACAUCACCACCCACAUCAUUAUCAUCAUCGCAACCGGAAAUAGAAAAUUAUGAAAAGUUUCCAUGGUUUUUUUCUCCAUUUUUUGAAGGAAGUUUUCCAAGUAGAAUUUUGCCAUUUUUAUAUCUUGGUAACUUGAAUCAUGCAUGUAAUGCUGGUAUGUUAAAAGCCCUUGGAAUUACCCAUGUUUUAUCUGUUGGUGAAGAUUCUAAAUUAGAUAAGAAAGAAUUUGAAGUACAUUAUUUGGAUAAUUUGUAUGAUGAUGGUAUUGAUAGUUUAUGGAAUCAUUUAGAUGCUUGUGUUAAUUUUAUCGAAAAUGCUCGACGAUCAAAUGGGAGUAUAUUGAUUCAUUGUCGAGUAGGAGUUUCUAGAUCCGCUACUAUAACAAUUGCGUACAUUAUGAGACAUCUUGGUAGAUCAUUGGUAUCAUCAUAUUUAUAUGUUAGAGCUAGAAGACUUAAUGUUAUCAUUCAACCUAACCUUAAAUUUAUGUAUGAAUUGCUACAAUAUGAACAAAAAUUAACUGGAAGAAUGAAUAUUAAUUGGGCUUGGUUAGCUAAAGAAAUUCAUACUUUAAAUAUGUGUUAUGUUGGUGCUUAACAAUAAUUUAUUUGUCCAAAGAAAAAAAAAAAAAAAAUAAUUAUAAACAAUAAAAAAAUAAAUUAUUAGGGGAAGUGAAAUUAAAGAAAAUUUAGGAAACGAUUAUUUGGGUUUAGAACUUUAGUAUUGAAGAAUAAGAGAAUUUUAUUGAACGAUUAUAUAUAUAUAUUAUAAACAAUAUAUAUUUUUCAAAAAGAAUAGACUUUUUUUUUUUAAAAAAAAAAAAGAAAAACUUUCACAAGUUGACUUUAAAUAUAAUUUAUCAAAAAUAUAUAAUCAAAAAACAUUUAUUUUUUUUUAUAUGUACUUUUUUUGCGUUUGAUA
Messenger RNA from Rhizophagus irregularis DAOM 181602=DAOM 197198, 2425 nucleotides. RefSeq lists its product as uncharacterized. Gene Ontology annotation, molecular function: protein tyrosine/serine/threonine phosphatase activity. Lineage: Eukaryota; Fungi; Glomeromycota; Glomeromycetes; Glomerales; Glomeraceae. The record is from RefSeq and is a predicted model, not a curated record. Gene Ontology annotation, biological process: nuclear DNA replication; protein dephosphorylation.